Penaeus vannamei (Pacific white shrimp) is the source of this 830-nucleotide messenger RNA. RefSeq names its product cystinosin homolog. Lineage: Eukaryota; Metazoa; Arthropoda; Malacostraca; Decapoda; Penaeidae. Gene Ontology annotation, biological process: L-cystine transport. Gene Ontology annotation, cellular component: vacuolar membrane. The record is from RefSeq and is a predicted model, not a curated record. Gene Ontology annotation, molecular function: L-cystine transmembrane transporter activity.
UUCGGUCGCGCGCGCGGGAAAGGUGUCAGGGCGCGUCUUCCUCGUGGCGUUAGUGGCCAGUCUUCCAGUGCGUGCUUUCAUCGAGAAGAUUUUGAAAUUAAAUAAAUCAAAUCCAGAGCAUACUGCAAUAUCGGGCAUUUCUAAGCCGUUCAAUAAAAAACGGAGAAUUUUCAAAUAUUCGUAAAGAAUUACUAUUUCCUUUUUAAUUCGAUUAAUUAAGGGUUCAAACCAGGAGCGCAGAAAUGUUGAGACGGCUAAACGGCUGGUUUAUACCGGCGGUCGCGUUCUUCUUCGCAACAUCGUGCUAUGGUGCUGCCCCGACUGAGCCUCAUGCCGCCCUGAUCCUGGCACCAAAGGACGUGGAAAUGGUAAAGGGAGGCUCUGCGCCGCUCGUCCUUACGCUCCGCGGCGAGAUCACCAGCUGUGUAAACGUGACCUUUACCUCCGAACCCAAGCAACUGACGGAGGAACUGGAACCCUUCUGGCUGUGCGACGCCGAGAAUGGCACGUCCUGGCAGGUCAUCCUCAACUCCACCACCGUCGGGAAGACUGUGGUUCGGUUGCACACUCUCCCGCCGGGGCUCGUCAGCACGGAGGACGCCUUCGUGCGGCUGGCGGUGAUCGUCGACCCCGGACUCAACGUCUUCGGCGACGUCCUGGGCUGGGUCUACACGAUCGCCUGGGACAUCUCCUUCUUCCCGCAGAUCGUGCACAACUGGCGCAGGAGGAGUGUCAUCGGCCUGAGCUUCGACUACCUGGCUUUCAACUUCAUUGGGUUCUUCUCGUACUUCCUGUUCAACAUGGGACUUUUCUGGAUUGAUGAAAUUCAG